This is a messenger RNA of Mizuhopecten yessoensis (Yesso scallop), 1092 nucleotides long. RefSeq names its product mitochondrial import receptor subunit TOM40 homolog 1-like. The record is from RefSeq and is a predicted model, not a curated record. Lineage: Eukaryota; Metazoa; Mollusca; Bivalvia; Pectinida; Pectinidae. The transcript is spliced from 3 exons. The annotation marks the transcript as partial. Gene Ontology annotation, molecular function: transmembrane protein transporter activity. Gene Ontology annotation, biological process: protein import into mitochondrial matrix. Gene Ontology annotation, cellular component: mitochondrial outer membrane translocase complex; mitochondrial outer membrane.
UUAAAAAGUGAAUUGAUUUUAUGUGUUGCAGGUAUAGCUAUAACGCAGUAUCUACAGACAGUGACGUCACGGUUAGCACUAGGAGGAGAACUAGUGUAUCAAUACGGUCCCCAGAUUCCCGGCAAACAGUUCACAGUCCUGUCACUAGCAGCACGGAUAUCAGGGGAGAAAUGGCAGUUGACUGGAAACUAUUGUCCCACAGGUGGUGCUAUGCACGCCUGUUACCACCACAAAGUUAGUGAUCAACUUCAGGUAGCCGCCGAGGUGGAGACUAGUAUUGCCAGUAGAGAGAGUGUGGGAACAAUAGGAUAUCAGCUAGAAAUACCAUCUACCAACGUAACGUUCAAAGGCCAACUGGACACCAACUGGUCUGUAGGUGGGACAAUGGAGAAAAAGUUAAUGCCACUUCCCUUCACCUUUGCCCUCAGUGGCAUGGCCAAUUUUGCGAACAUACAGAAACCUCAGUACCGUUUCGGUAUAGGACUGAUCGUGGGAUGAAUAUUCUGUCCAAGUGAUAUAGACUUGACAAUUUCAUUUAUUCAUUGAUAGUGUGAUAUUUGUAACCAUCAUGAAAAUGCUGAACAAGACGCCGGUGUAUCCGUCACAUCAGAAUUUAGUCUUUAGAGAUGCCGUGGGUGUGAGUUGUUGGUACGAGUGUGAUGUCAAUCUUUAUGCAUUGAUAAACCCUGCUCUUGUGUCAUUUUUCACAAUGCCUCUGUUAAAUAGUUGACGUGAAAAAUGACUGGAGUUACACUCGUGCCCAUGGACGCACAGUGUUUUGAGAAAUAGCUGUUACAUGUUCUUGGUAAGUAAGCACAGAGUUUCGUGGAGUUAAUUAGUUUCACUGAAGAUCUGUAUGCACCUUUGACCCCGAAUUUGAAAAUCUGGUGACAUUAGUGAAGAUCCUGCAAGAACGGUUAGGAAAUCAGAUUUGGUUCAAGUACAAGCAAAAGGUCUCGCACCCAGAACGUUUUUAGAAGACCAAUCAUGACUUGUGGAAGGUCCUUCUUUUGAAGUCAUUUUCUCUGCUGAUUAAAUCACAAAUACUAUGCACACACAAUCUGCUUGUUGGGUCCUAGAUACUGAUUAAUG